AUGUCUCUUCAAAACAUUUCUUCUUCUUCUUCUUCAUUUUUUUCAUUUUCUUCUUUUCUUCUUCUUCUUCUUCUCCGUUUUCUUCUUUUUUCUUCUUUUUCUUCUUAUUUCUUCUUUUUCAUCAUUUUCUCCUUUUUUCUUCUUUUUCUUCUUCUUUUCAUCAUUUUCUUUUUUCUCCUUCUUUUUCUUCUUCCUAUCCUUUUUUCUUCUUUUUCUUCUUCUUUUCUUCUUCCUUUCUUCUUUUUCUUCUUAUUUUUCAUUAUUUUCUGCUUUCUCUUCUUCUUUCUCUUCUUCCUUUUCUUCAUUUUCUUCGAUUUUUCUUCUUUUUUCUUCUUCCUCUCCUUUUUUCUUCUUUUUCUUUCUUUCGUUCUUCUUUUUCUUCUUCGUUUUCUUCUUCUUUUACUUUUUUUCAUCAUUUUUUCUUCUUCUUUUCUUCUUGUUCUUCCCCACCCCUUGGCAUCGAGCCUGCUUUCAUCCAUUCUCUCUCUCUCCUCUCUCUCUCUCUCUCUCUCUCUCUCGUCUUAUAUUAUUGACGAAUUCGUGUCUCGGAAUAUUUUAAACUUCUUUCUUUAUGACUUUUUUACUUUUGCUGGAACCUUCUUAGCCGAUUCAAUCUAUCUAUCUAUCUAUCUAUCUAUCUAUCUAUCUAUCUAUCUCAUUCUGCACGUAUCUAUCUAUCUCAUUCUGCAAGUAUCUAUCUAUCUGAGAAUACUAUCUAUCUAUCUAUCUAUCUAUCUAUCUAUCUAUCUAUCAGUCUUUUCGGAUCUAUCUAUCUAUCUAUCUAUCUAUCUAUCUAUCUAUCUAUCUAUCUCAACCUGUUUAGUUCUAUCUAUCUAUCUAUCUAUCUAUCUAUCUAUCUAUCUCAGUCUUUUCGGAUCUAUCUAUCUAUCUAUCUAUCUAUCUAUCUAUCUAUCUAUCUAUCUAUCUAUCUAUCUAUCUAUCUUUUCGGAUCUAUCUCAGUCUAUUUCGGAUCUAUCUAUCUAUCUAUCUAUCUAUCUAUCUAUCUAA
Molecule: messenger RNA, 1008 nt
Organism: Acanthosepion pharaonis
Lineage: Eukaryota; Metazoa; Mollusca; Cephalopoda; Sepiida; Sepiidae
Source: the annotation of a GenBank genome assembly